This is a messenger RNA of Prosopis cineraria, 2617 nucleotides long. RefSeq lists its product as uncharacterized. Bases 62 to 1894 code for a protein of 610 amino acids. The transcript is spliced from 11 exons. Gene Ontology annotation, biological process: glucan catabolic process. The record is from RefSeq and is a predicted model, not a curated record. NCBI's taxonomy places the organism in Eukaryota, Viridiplantae, Streptophyta, Magnoliopsida, Fabales, Fabaceae. Gene Ontology annotation, molecular function: beta-glucosidase activity.
CACAAACUAAGAGUUGCCGCUACAAGUCUUCGUACUCUGCUUUUGGUAGCCGACGAGUUGGAUGAACAGAGUGGAGGACAUGGAUGGCUUGUACAAGAAUUCCAAUGAACCAAUUGAAGCUCGCGUUCAGGACCUUCUUUCCCGUAUGACUCUGAAAGAAAAGAUUGGUCAGAUGACCCAAAUCGAGCGUCGCGUUGCAACUCCUUCUGACAUUAGGGACUUUUCUAUUGGUAGCAUACUUAGUUGUGGAGGUAGUGGCCCUUCUGAAAGUGAAAAUCCCAAGGUGUCGGAUUGGGCUGACAUGGUGGAUGGAUUUCAAAAGUCGGCUCUCGGGUCCAGAUUAGGCAUACCGCUCAUAUAUGGGAUCGAUGCAGUUCAUGGUAAUAAUAGCAUAUCCGGUGCCACAAUAUAUCCUCACAAUGUUGGCCUCGGAGCUACUAGAGAUGCGGAUUUAGCAGAAAGAAUUGGCUCUGCAACAGCACUUGAAGUUAGAGCAAGUGGGAUUCACUAUGUUUUUGCUCCUUGUGUUGCAGUCUGCAGAGAUCCCAGGUGGGGAAGAUGCUAUGAGAGUUACAGUGAAGAUACUGAGAUAGUCAGAAAGAUGAGCUCCAUAGUUUCAGGCUUGCAGGGUCAUCCUCCACAAGGACAUCAACAUGGUUAUCCGUUUGUCGGUGGAAGCAACAAGGUUAUUGCCUGUGCAAAGCACUUUGUUGGAGAUGGAGGUAUUGAGAACGGCAAAGAUAGAGGAAAUACAAUAUUAUCAUAUGAAGAGUUAGAAACAAUCCACAUGACUCCUUAUUUGGACUGCAUUUCACAGGGCGUUUCAACCAUUAUGGUUUCUUAUUCAAGUUGGAAUGGAAGCAAACUCCAUUCUCACCAUUUCCUUAUUACCGAAAUUCUGAAAGGAAAGCUAGGUUUUAAGGGCAUUGUAAUUUCUGACUGGAUGGGAAUUGAUAAGCUUGGCACACCAAGUAAGUUAGAUUACCGACAGUGCAUCAUGUUAGCUAUUAAUGCUGGAAUUGACAUGGUGAUGGUGCCUUAUAGAUUUAAACUGUUUGUUGGAGAAUUGAUCUCCCUUGUCGAAUCAGGGGAAGUACCAAUUGCUAGAAUUGAUGAUGCUGUUGAACGGAUAUUGAGGGUGAAAUUUGCUUCUAGUCUUUUUGAAUCCCCUUUAUCUGAUAGAUCUUUGCUUGAUAUAGUUGGUUGCAAGAAACAUAGAGAUCUUGCACGUGAAGCAGUUCAAAAGUCCUUGGUUCUAUUGAAAAAUGGAAAGCUUCAUAGCAAACCUUUUCUUCCUUUAAAUAGAAAAGCCAAGAGGAUUCUUAUAGCUGGAACUCAUGCAGAUAAUCUAGGAUUUCAAUGUGGGGGCUGGACUAAAGAUUGGCAAGGUCAAAGUGGGUCAAUUACAAUUGCUUUGCACACUAUUCUAGGGACAACGCUCUUGAAGGCCAUUGAGGAAGCUAUAGGAAAUGAAACAGAAAUUAUUUAUGAGCAGAGUCCAUCAAAAGAUACUCUAAAACGCAAUGACAUAUCUUUUGCUAUUGUAGCUGUUGGUGAAAAACCUUAUGCCGAGUUUUUUGGUGACAAUUCUGAGCUCGUAAUCCCAUUUAAUGGCCCUGACAUUAUAAGCUCAAUUGCAGACAAAUUCCCAACACUGGUUAUUCUAAUAUCUGGAAGACCUUUAUUAUUAGAACCAUGGCUGUUAGAAAAGAUUGAUGCUCUUGUUGCUGCUUGGUUGCCUGGCACUGAAGCUCAGGGAAUCAUAGAUGUUAUCUUUGGAGAUGUUGACUUCAAGGGUCAGCUUCCUGUGACUUGGUUUAGAAGAGUUGAGGAUCUUGAUCAAUCAAACCAUAAGAUUGGAGGACAUGGAUUGCUUGUACAAGAAUCCCAAUGAACCAAUUGAAGCUCGUGUUCAGGACCUUUCCCGAAUGACUCUGAAAGAGAAGAUUGGUCAGAUGACCCAAAUCGAGCGUCGCGUCGCAACUCCUUCCGCCAUUAGCGGCUUGUCUAUUGGUACUAUUUUAUCUCUUACUUUUUUCUCCUUUAGGAUUUGAAGAUUGAGAUGUUUGGUAUUCUGGUUCUGGUUCUGGUUCUGCUACUUGAAGGAGCAUGCUUAGUUGUGGAGGUAGUGGCCCUUUUGAAAAUGCCAUGGCGUCGGAUUGGACUGACAUGGUGGAUGGAUUUCAAAAGUCGGCUCUCGAGUCCAGAUUAGGCAUUCCGCUCGUAUAUGGGAUCGAUGCUGUUCAUGGUAAUAAAGAUAUACGGUGCUACUAUAUAUCCUCUCAAUGUUGGCCUCGGAGCUACUAGUUUUCAUUUCUCACUGGUGGCUGCUUGUAGAGAUGCGGAUUUAGCAGAAAGAAUUGGGGCUGCAACAGCACUGGAAGUUAGAGCAAGUGGGAUUCACUUUGUUUUUGCUCGUCGUGCAUCAUAAUUAACCCGUAUUCUAUUCUAAUUAUAAAUCAUGCUGGAUAAAACCAUCCCCUUGUAAUUACGUCUGUAUAAUUCAUAGAUAAAAUCGUGUCUCACUUGAAUGAACAAAUGGACAGGUCCGCAGAGAUCCCAGGUGGGGAAGACGCUAUUUUAAUGAUGAAUAAUAGAUUUUAUAUAUUUUAUCUUA